AUGAGAGUUACAGCAUGCACUCUGUUCAUCUUGGGCCUGCUGUGGGACAGUGUGAGAGCCGAAAAUACUCUCAGCAGCCUACGAGCGGCAGCAGUAGCGUGGGAGGGGGAGCUGCCGUGCAGAAAGUGGGACUGUGACUGUGCAUUUAAGCGCCAGCGAGGCUGCUGCUGUGCCGCACCUGAGCUCCAAGAAGUGAAGGAUCAAAUCUUUGUGAGGGUGAUGAACCUGUUGACAGACAUGUCCCAACUCGAUGACAGCGUCCUUGAAGUUAUAGGAGGGAUAAGGGUUGCGUUCACAGCUUCCAUGAGUCACAGAACAAACUGCUUUGGACCUUUCACCAGGAACAGCCCCAUCCCGUAUGAUGUUAUCAUCCUAAACCAUGGAAGUGGAUAUAACCCUGCCUUGGGUAUAUUCACAGCCCCUCGUUCUGGACUGUACUCCUUCUCCUUCUCGGUUUACUCCAAGGUGGGCAAGGAAGGUGAGAGGAUGUACUACAAGGUGCAACUCAUGAGAAACGGGGAGGUGGUGGCAUCCACAUGGGAAGACAACAGAGAGGACUCAGAAGACAGCAGCUCUCAGACAGUAUUGCUGUCACUGCAGCAGGGAGGCCAGGUCUAUGUAGAGCUGCUGAAUGGCAGGCAGCUAUGUGGGAUUGUUGAGGGCCUAAACGCCUUCUCUGGCUCCUUAAUUUACUCCACUCUGGCCUAA
Messenger RNA from Morone saxatilis (striped sea-bass), 708 nucleotides. Its product is annotated as cerebellin-1-like. Gene Ontology annotation, molecular function: protein binding. The record is from RefSeq and is a predicted model, not a curated record. The transcript is spliced from 4 exons. The coding region runs from base 1 to 708 and encodes 235 amino acids. Lineage: Eukaryota; Metazoa; Chordata; Actinopteri; Moronidae.